AUGAUACAUACUCGACAAAUACAAUUUGAUAAAGGUAUCAUGCGACUUUCUGCCUAUGAUCCCGUAUCAAAUCAAUACGAGACCCGUAUGCUGACUCUACCCGAGCUACCAUUGCUGGAAUCAUUGGAGCAUUUAUUCAAUACCACCGCUACCACUGCUACUGCAAGCCCAUCCACUGUCAUGGAGAACACGGGUGGUAAAUUAUUGCGUUUGACUAAAUCUUGCAACAACAAGAAAUCAUCCAAAAGAAACUCCAUCAGACAUGAUGUUGUCUUGACACCCCGUCGUUGUCAAUCCAAUCCUAAUCUGUCCAAACAGCAGCAAAAAUCAUUCAAAGCUACUGCUACAGCGAUCCACAAUGGUGGUGGUCCUAUGCGGUCCAAACGCUCCUUGUCAAGUGCGUUUCAUGCUGUUGCGGGUUUUAUACAAAAGGCCAACAAAAAGAUUCGUUCAACCUACAUUCACGAUAAGGAAUGGUCUACAGAAACUUGGUUGGAUGAGAUUCGAUUGUCAUCUGACAGCAGUAUUUCGACUUUGGACCUUGUGCCUGUAUCGACUUGGUCUUCCACUCGUUCCGUGAUGCCAGCUUGUGAGAAUUGGUGGACAGGUAGCCCACCUAUCAGUUCCUUCUAG
Molecule: messenger RNA, 633 nt
Organism: Mucor velutinosus
Lineage: Eukaryota; Fungi; Mucoromycota; Mucoromycetes; Mucorales; Mucoraceae
Exons: 2
Coding region: 1-633 (210 amino acids)
Source: RefSeq, a predicted model, not a curated record